Molecule: messenger RNA, 1158 nt
Organism: Halteromyces radiatus
Lineage: Eukaryota; Fungi; Mucoromycota; Mucoromycetes; Mucorales; Cunninghamellaceae
Product: kinase-like domain-containing protein
Exons: 2
Coding region: 1-1158 (385 amino acids)
Biological process (GO): protein phosphorylation; intracellular signal transduction
Molecular function (GO): protein serine/threonine kinase activity; ATP binding
Source: RefSeq, a predicted model, not a curated record
AUGACAAUUCAUGAUCAUCAACAAUCACUAUUGGGUCAGUUGAUUCAUCAACGAUACGAAAUACAUCGAUCUCUUGGCAUAGGUGCAUAUGCUCAAGUCUAUUUAGCACGAGAUUUAUUACAACCAUCGUCUUGGUAUGCCAUUAAAACGUUACCACCAUGUACCAGUGCGAAACAAAGAGGAUUACAAAGAAUGGAAAUUGGACUCCAUGCAAGAGUGACUCCUCAUCCACAUAUCCUUCAACUUCAUCAAGUACUUCGUAGUCCUAUUAGUCACCAUGACAAUAAACAACAGAUGAUGGAGACUCAUAUGGUUUUAGAAUAUAGUCCUGAAGGGGAUUUAUUUACUGCUAUCACUGAACGUCAUCUUUAUGUCAAUCAACCAUCCAUGAUUCGUCACGUCUUUUUACAAUUAAUUCGUGCUGUACGUCAUUGUCAUCAAUCUGGCGUUUAUCAUCGUGAUCUGAAAAGUGAAAACAUCAUGGUGUUUGAUGGUGGUUGGACUGUAAAAUUAGGUGAUUUUGGCUUGGCAACCACAGAUCCUGUUUCAAAAGAUUAUGGAUGUGGCAGUACUUUUUAUUUUUCUCCAGAAUGCCAAGGUGAUUUUGAUGAACAUCGACAAGGAUAUGCAACAGCUCCUAAUGAUAUCUGGUCUUUAGGUAUUAUCCUUAUUAAUCUUACAACAGGACGUAAUCCAUGGCAUCGUGCUUCAUUUCAUGAUCCAGCUUUUCGUAUGUAUAUGGACGAUCCAUCCAUUUUGAUGACCAUGCUACCCACCAUCUCUGUACCUUUACAUCGUAUUUUAAAACGAGUGCUGAGCAUUCAUCCUCAAGAUCGUAUGACAUUGGACGAAUUGGAACAUGCUAUCUUACAUUGUCCAUUCUUCACAGGUUCACUUUUACCUAUUGUUACCAAUAAUGUAAAAUCAUUUUCACAAGUUGGCUUACCAUCUCCUCCUACUACUCCUGGUCGUCAUCCAUGUUCUUUUAUUAACAAUCAGUCUGUACUUGAUAAUGAUGAUGAUGAUGAUUUAUUAUUUUCUCCCUUGGAAACUCCCAUUUCACCUCUUCUUCAUCCUCCUAGAUCCAUUCAUCUAGAUGAACAAAAUAAUAAGGAUUGUUCUCUUUUUUUGGAUCAAUUUUCCUCAUUAAAGAUAUAA